Yamadazyma tenuis ATCC 10573 is the source of this 288-nucleotide messenger RNA. NCBI's taxonomy places the organism in Eukaryota, Fungi, Ascomycota, Pichiomycetes, Serinales, Debaryomycetaceae. The record is from RefSeq and is a predicted model, not a curated record.
AUGCCAGAUUUAUUUGACAACUUUUUCACCAAGAUUAACAUGGCCGUUAACGGCAAGUCCAACCAGCACUACGGCGGAGCUUCCCAGGUCAACACAGGAAGCUUUUACAACUAUCAUAGCACACCCACCAAUAAUAAUUAUUGGAUGCCUACCGGCGCACGCAUCAAAGAAUCGAUGGAACAGCCCAAUAUUGAAGACAUAGCAGGUGCUCCGAAGAUGGAACGAAAUUCAAGUGUCCUGUCAGAAGAUUCCAUGGCUCGGUCGAGGAACAAUAGCGUUGUUGAAUAA